AUGAAGAUUCCGGGUGUUGAAAUAAAGUUGGCUGAUUUUCUUGUUUUGGAGGAGAAGAAAGAAGCACAAGGUGAGGUUGUGUUUUGGGAGGAUGUUCUUGGUCACAAUAUUCAGCUCUCUUUGCUAUUUUUUGUCCAGCUUUCAGACACCUCUUCUCUCAAACCCAACGUCAUUACUUCUCCAAAACGUCACUGCACCACCUUUCUUCCCUCCUUCUCCGCCGCAUCUUCUCCGCAGAACCCGACCCAGAUGCCAAUCCCAACUUCCAUAAACCCCUCCCUAUCCAACCCAUUUCCUACCCAACUAGAACCCAACCUCCUCCAUCCCAAGAAACCCAGUCCCAAUCCCAAUCCCAACCCCGAAUCUCUACCUGAACAAAUCCCACCUCAAGCUGACCAAGGUACUCGGACCUGGAACCGGGAUAAAAUGCGGUACAUCGAGGAUGCCCCGGUGAUUUUCCCAAUUUCGUAUCCGUCCAGGGUUGUCCCCUUGCCUGAGGACCGUGUGAAAGAAGAUGAGGAUGGUAGUAAAAAUGAGAGGAAGAUGAUUGAUGACGAUAGGUGGAAUGCUAUAAUGACGAGGAGAAGGGUAUUGGGUGAGGAACAGGAUGACGAUCAUGUUGAGUUCCCGACCUUGAUUAAAGGUAGUGGUGUUGCUAGUGGUGGUUUUCAGGCUCGGCGACGAUUUUCAGGCGAUGAUUGA
Messenger RNA from Fraxinus pennsylvanica, 702 nucleotides. The record is from the annotation of a GenBank genome assembly. Lineage: Eukaryota; Viridiplantae; Streptophyta; Magnoliopsida; Lamiales; Oleaceae.